AUGAGUAGAGACCUUCGAAUGGGCCUCUUGCAAGCAAGAGAUAACCAUGAGUUCACGGACUUUGCCUUCGUCUGCGGAGAUACUCGAUUCCAAGUCCACAAGGUCAUCGUCUGCAGUCAAUCAAAGGUCUUCCAUGCAGCAUGCACCGGGCCCUUCAAGGAAUCUACUACCAACGAGAUUGAUCUCUCAGAGUUCUCUGUGGAUCAUGUGGAAUGGCUGAUAGAUUUCCUUUACACGGGAGCAUACCUAAUCCCAGAGGAUUCAAAUCUCGAUGACCACAUUUACAUGUUCGCGAUGGGUGACAUGUACAAGAUUGAACCACUUGCUGAAUAUGCAGCAUGGAAAUUCCGUUGUGAACUCUCUGACCUUCUGAUGUUGGAAGAAGUUCUUCCUUUGAUACCCCUUGUCUACAACUCAACCCCAGACCAUCGACAGGAGCUGCGGGAAGAGUUAGUGAAGUUCCUGAGGUCCCCGGGUCCUGGAAUAAAGGAGGACAUGGAGACAAGGGGAUGGUAUGACGAGAUGGCUGCAGAGUGUCCCGAGUUCAUCAAGGACCUUCUUUUCAGUUACUUGGAAUGCUCUGAUCGUGAUCGGAGUUUUUUGAGUCACUGGAAGAAUUUGACGGGAACGCAAGCAAGGGCAGAUAUCUGA
Messenger RNA from Fusarium musae, 651 nucleotides. RefSeq lists its product as uncharacterized. The record is from RefSeq and is a predicted model, not a curated record. Lineage: Eukaryota; Fungi; Ascomycota; Sordariomycetes; Hypocreales; Nectriaceae. The transcript is spliced from 3 exons. Gene Ontology annotation, molecular function: protein binding. The coding region runs from base 1 to 651 and encodes 216 amino acids.